Messenger RNA from Caenorhabditis angaria, 282 nucleotides. NCBI's taxonomy places the organism in Eukaryota, Metazoa, Nematoda, Chromadorea, Rhabditida, Rhabditidae. The record is from the annotation of a GenBank genome assembly.
AUGGUGCAAUUGAAUGUUCCACGGAGGGAUUUUUGCAUAAAGCAUGGGAGCCGCUCAUUUGACUUGACACAGGUCGGCUACCAAUACCCUGCGCGUCGUUAUCGGAGUUACGCCCGGAUUGCAUACAAUCAUUUUCCGAUUCUCACAAAAUCAUUGGAGAAUUUGCUACAUCCAGUCAUCAAUUGGAAUGCAGCCCUUCGAAAUAUUCAUUCGACUCUUCAAUCUCUGCUUCAAUUUUUCACCAUAAAUUCGAAUCCAUAUUUUUCGAGUUCGAAUAUUUGA